Messenger RNA from Planococcus citri (citrus mealybug), 4294 nucleotides. RefSeq lists its product as uncharacterized. The record is from RefSeq and is a predicted model, not a curated record. The transcript is spliced from 3 exons. Lineage: Eukaryota; Metazoa; Arthropoda; Insecta; Hemiptera; Pseudococcidae. Bases 59 to 772 code for a protein of 237 amino acids.
GAAAUUACUCACCUAAGUGGCUGUUAAUCUAGCUUACAUCUUCAAAAAAGUUUGUAAAAUGUUCCAGACUUUGAAAUUUUUUGUCAUAUAUCUCAAUAUUCCUUCAUAUACUAAUACAUCACCAACUAAUCAUGAUGGAAGAACACUUCACAACUUCGAGCAAAAAGUAGAAAAGGAGAUAUUGCCUUUCAAUGAAGUAAUACAAUUCUUGGAGCAACCUCCCACAAGAAUACCUGCAAUCGUUUUUUUGAAACACGGAAUCCAGUUGAAAUCCAAAUUGGAAAUGCUUGCUAGGGAAUCAAUCAACGUUGAAUGUGAAGUGAAUCAGCUUCGUAAGGAGAUAGGAGGUCUUAAAGCCCAAAAGGACAAAGCAGACAUGUAUCAGCUAAUUCUUGGACUCACAUCUAGAGUUGACACCUUAGAAAAGCUCUUAGCCCCAGGUGAGGAGUUGAAAGGAAAGCGCAGCGAGAGAUGGAUGCAGAUUUUUUCCAAGCAUACUCCAGCAGUAGAAAAUGUUCGUAGAAAAGUACAUGCUGCUGGAAUGACUGAAAUCUCAUUUGCUGAACAAGUGGAACGUUUAAUUCAAGAACGAAACAAUCUUGCCGGCCAUGCAAACGUUCCAUUACCACGUUUGGUGAAAGAAAAAACGAUUGAAGGAGCACUUAAUAUAAUGGAAAUUACUGAAGAUAUCAAAGCUGUUGAAACGUUAAAAAUUUUAAUAGCUCCGGUGAAAGGUUUAGACUUAUGGCCGAGAAAAAGACGUAUUAAUUAGUAGCUAUGAAAUGACUCUCCAAAAGUAUUAAUAAGUAUCGAUACGUAAAGUCCUGCGUUUGAGAUAACACAAACGGAAAACAAUAAUAUAACGUUACGUAACACUCAAAAUUCAAUUUCAGAUUAAGUAUAUUGUAAGCUUUUUUAAUAGGGCCAGACAGGUAGACAGACAACCUUCACUUAGCCAUACUGAAGGGUCAAUGACCUAAAGAGGCCAGACAGGCAACCUUGAACGGCCAGGCAGGUAGGUCAGUGACCUUGAGAGUCCAGACAGAUGGGCCAAUUACCUUAGGAAGCUGGACAAACGACCUUGGGAUGCCAGACAGGAACGCAGACAACCUUGAGAGGCUAGACAAGUACAUAGGUCAGUGACCUUAAGAAGACACCAUGACGGGUCAAUGACAUGACCUAAGGAUAUUAAAAGCCAUUGAUCUUGAGAGGUCCUAUAGAAGAAAAUACGACCUUGAGUGUGAAGACAGAAGGGUCAAUGACCCUCAGAGGCCAGACAGACAACCUUGGGAAGCCAGACAUGUCCUAAGGGUCAUUCCAUGUCAACUCAACCAAAAAAUGCGAUUUUGAAAAUCAUGUCUUUUGAUUUAACUCAAAUUUUUUUUACAAUGUCUACCAACCCAAUAAAAUAAGUAAGAAACUCCGCAAUUAGUUUGGUCCCAGCUCCCCAGAGGAUGGGUGAGGGGGCUCUAAUUAUUUUCACAUUGUCUCGAGGUAUUCAACUUCAGUAGCGCAUACCUCCAAAGCUACGAUACAUUCAUUAAAACUAAUUCCACAGUUCGAAAGAGCAUUGCAUUUUGAACUUUUUAAGCAUUUGAAAUUUUCAAAAGUAGGACCCUGAGAAGCAGUAAGGUGCGAAAAGAAACAAGAUUGAAGGUGUACAAUACCCUAGCAAUACCAAUGAUGACUUAUGGAAGCGAGGUUUGGGCACUGAAGAAAUCUGAUAAAAGAAGAAUAGCGGCAGCUGAGAUGAAGUUCAUGAGGAGAACGGCAGGGGUGACUCUCAGAGACAGAGUCCCAUCUGAGAAAAUAACAGCAGAUCUCGGAGUGAUGCCAGUCAUGAAAAAGAUAAAAAAGUAUAGGAAAGAUUGGAGAAAUCAUGUCAAAAGGAUGGAGGAAACAAGAUCACCAAAACAGGUCCUCCAAUAUACACCAACGGGGAAAAGAAGCAGAGGGAGACCAAGGAGGAAACUCACUGAUACCUCAGGCUCAUCCUCAACAGGUUCCACACCACAGCAGACAGGCCAAUAGGCCUACCGCUUAUAAGGAAACGACGACGACGACGAAAGUUGAAAUUUCAAAAUGGUGGUGUAAGUGGGAGUUACCAUUUAAAAUUCUGAAAAAAUUUCCAUUGAUGUGCCUUUUGAUGCUUUUUCAAAAUAUUCAAUUUUCGAGAUGAGAUCUUAUAAUGGAGGGGGAGCACCCCUACCCCAAAUUUGGGCAAACCUUUCAAAAAAAUAUCUGGGGCAUGUGAUAUAUCGGAUUGUAUGUUUUCGGUGACGCUGAACACGAAUAUGAAGUUGGAUUUUUGAUUGGACUCCAUCCACGCACCACAGCGCCUCUCCAAAUGAGGUAAAAUUUCAAAAAAGUGAUUUGUUCUUGCGACACAUGAAAUAGUAUGUUUUUGGUGACGAUGAACACGAAUAUGAAGUCAGGUUUUUGAUUGGAGCUCAUCCACGGCCCCCAGCACCUCCCCAAAGGGUAUAACAGUAGGUUAAAAAAAUGGUUCAUUCGUGUGACACAUGAAAAUAGUAGAUAUGUUUUCGAUAUCGUUGAAUACGAAUAUAGACUUGGUUUUUUAAAUUUACCUCGCCCAUGGCCUCCAGAACCUGCCACAAUGGGUUAAAGUGCAAAAAAUUUGUUUCAUUUGUGUUGGGGCCGUGUAUGGGGUCCAAUCAAAAAUCAAUUUUAAAAAUGUCAAAUUUCCAAAAAAUUGUCAAUUUUUGCAGCAGAUUGCUCAAAACUUUGGCCAACUCCUAAACUUGACCCUCCGAAUCAAUUUUCACCAUUUUUGGGCCGAUCUCCAUGGAACCUUAAACAGAAGUUGGCUUUUCUCCAGCAAAUGGCGUUUUAAUCAACUUCGACAGCUGAAAAUUUGAUUCUGAGGUCUAGGGGCUGGUCAAGGUAAAAAUGGUAAAAUGCUCUUUCAAUAAGCCACAUUUCAGCUCGAUCGGAGUUGACGAGUUGUAGAGGUUACUCUGUAACGAAAAUCAACAUCUCUCUGGAAACUUCUGAGCAGCAGAAAAAGCACAAAAUUUAGUUUGAAAAGACUGGUGUUCGGUAAGAAACAAAUUUUCGUAAAUAGUCUAGGUAGGUAAUGAGUACUCUGUUCUAGUUCGGAAAUAUCAAAUUCAUGUUUUUAAAAAUCCCAUAUUUGGAACCGUUGUAGUAUUUCAGAAUCACCUAAUUCUUUGGAAGAGUCUAAGAAAUAUUUUGGUACUUGCUCAAUACGAGUAGCAUUAGGGGGGGAGGAGGAGGGGGUGCGAUGUUUCCGAAGAAACUGAAGUUGAGCACUCAAUUGGCCAAUUCUCAAUCAUAUUUGUAUAAAAAUAUUCAGAUACUUACCUUACCCAACAAUUUUGACAUUACCAAACGUUGCGGGGAAAAAAUUUCUGGGUUCUUGAAUUUCUAUAAUAGGAAAAAAUAUGCCAAAACAACAUUUUUUGCUGGUUGUGGUUGUUUUAUACAGUUUGACAGAUUCAGCGGUUCAAUUACUAUUAUUUUUUUCUUGUAAAGCUCUUGAAAGCUUUUUUUGAAAACUGGUUCCUCAAUCUGAAUUGAUGGGGCAAUUUUUUAUAAAAUAUUCUUGGGGUAAAUUUUAUGGGGGAGGGAAUAGGCACUCGUAACCAAUGAUUUACUUUUCUUAUAGUUUCCAAUCAUUGAAUUUUUUGUUUAUUCUUUUGCGAGAGUUUCAUUCGUGAAAACUCAACUUCAACCCUCUGUAAAUAACUGUUUUCAUAAAAAACAGUACAUCAUGCACCUACUUCCAAUUAUUGCCUCCAUAGAAAUUCAUACACAAAUAGGUAAACGCUGGCCGUCCAAUGUACGACUGAAAGAAUUAUAUUAUAUGUAUAUGUACCACUGGCGAAAGAAAAACAGGCAAGAGAUUUUGUCCCAAACCCUCAGUGCGAGCUGUUCAUAGAAUAUGCAUUAAUUCGAUUUACAUAAUAUCUAGCAUGUUUGGAAAACGUGAAAUUUCCAUUCGGCAAGAGGAAAAAAUAAUCCCAAUAAUCUUGACGCUUCCUCUGGUUGUAUAUCAAUAUCUACGAAUGAAGUUUCGAAUUAAUAACGCAUUCUGUAUCACUUCUUUUAUCGGGUCACCACUUCGCCAGCGCCAGGAAUGAAACGUAAUAUUUAAGGGGCUACGAUAUGCAAUUUUAUUAACACGUGUUUUCAGUUCAAUAAGCACAGUGUAUUUUAUCAACACCUGUGUAUUCACACUUUUUUGUUUUGUUUCGUGCGUAUUCGUAUAGUAGAUCUUUCAGAGCCUAGAAUUAGAAAACUUCGAUUCGUU